Messenger RNA from Lingula anatina, 9705 nucleotides. RefSeq lists its product as uncharacterized. Gene Ontology annotation, cellular component: nucleus. Gene Ontology annotation, molecular function: DNA-binding transcription factor activity, RNA polymerase II-specific; RNA polymerase II cis-regulatory region sequence-specific DNA binding; zinc ion binding. Gene Ontology annotation, biological process: regulation of transcription by RNA polymerase II. The record is from RefSeq and is a predicted model, not a curated record. NCBI's taxonomy places the organism in Eukaryota, Metazoa, Brachiopoda, Lingulata, Lingulida, Lingulidae.
AGAAAAAAUAGAUUUGUCAUAAGUUAAACACAGUUUUACCAAUCAUCAAGCCCAUGACGCUGCAGAGAUGAUUUAAUUAUAUACUGAAGGAGAUAGUUUUAUGUUACACGUAAUCUUGCCAGGUUUUAGGUAUGUUUUAUACAAGCGUAUUUAUUUUUCCCCCGCCAUAAGUCUGCGCUGCGGCUGGGAUCUCCGUCAUGGCCUCGAUAUGGGGGCGAAUUACGCGGUAGUCCAUGACGUCAUGGAGGAUUGCUUUGUCGAAGAAGAAAUUCCCCUGAACGGUACAGAAGAAUUCCCCAGGAUUACUCGACCAAAACACCGGCGUUUCCCCACAAAAGGUGUACCAAUGUGAAGAUAGGAUAUCCUUUGUGUUAUAAACAUUGUUAUCAGAUACAGAUACAGCGAUUUUUGUCGACUUUUCGAGGCAAAACAACACCCCUUGAGCGCGAUGCCACGUCGAAAAGCCGUGUUUCCCCAGUCCAGCAAAAAGUCUGACUCAGAUGUUCAAGGUCAGGUUGACCUGGAGGGCCCAGGGUCAAAGGUCAGCAAGACAGAGGUCACUUCAGGUAUGGGCACCAGGAGAAGAAGAGCUGUGAAGAAAGAAACAGAAAAGGCUGUCACACCAGGCGAUGUGGAUGUAAUAGAAGCCGCCCAAGAAAGUCCUGUCACCAAGGCAACCUCUGUCGUAUACCUGGCGGAAGAUGGGUGUCAGGCAGUGAAAGUUGUUCCCACCCUGCCAAAGAAAGGGAGACCCCCUAAGAGUGAUGGAAAGCGGGUUCGACCAAGCAGAAGAGGGAAGGCCCCCUCCCCAGGCAGUCUGGAAAAGAGGAACCUGUCACUGGAAGCCCUGCUGGAGGUGACGGGAUCUGAGCUACAGAAAGUGAAACAAAGCCAGGACAUUCAGACUGACUCCUCACCACAGUCUCAACCAGCAACACAAUCUCCUGCUCAAGGUGGGGCUCAGCAAACACAAUCAGCAUUAGGAUCACAGCCAGCACAACCAGCUCAACUAACACAAUCUGUCAGCCAGCAGCCCCCUCAGCUGCAACAAGUGAGUGGUACUAUUGCCAAAGGGCUCACAGGUCAAGCGGCCAACCCUCUGAUGAACCAGAGACCAGUGGUCAGCGCCAUUCAGGCCAAGUUGAUUGUGGACGCAGCAUCCACCAACUCCAGCAUUCCGGCCACCAUGCCCCCUCCAGUGUCCACCAGCGUCCAGCAGGUUGUAAAAAUACAGACAGGAGAAAGAGGCGUAGAGAAAUACGAGCUGAAGUCAGAGACCCUGGAACAGCAGGGGCUGAAGCUGAUCUACACCAAACACACUGCAGAUGAGCAAGGGACCCCCCUGGCUCCCCCUGGACACCCCAGGAAUGACAUCAUAGGGAUCCGUCCCAUGGUCCCCCUGGGGCAGUCUCCUGGCCCUGGUCUCCCGCCAGCUCUAGAGACGCCCAGGAUAGGUCCAGGCAGGAAGAGAAAGCACCCUCCCAAACCUGGUAAACAUAUCUGUCCAUACUGUGGCCGUGGAUGUGCCAAACCCAGCGUGCUACAGAAACAUAUCCGGGCACACACAGGAGAGAGACCGUACCCUUGUGUGCCGUGUGGCUUCUCCUUCAAGACAAAAAGUAACCUCUACAAGCACUGCAAGUCCCGCUCACACCUGGUCAAAGCAGGCAAUGCUCCUCCGUCUGGAGACGGGAUGAAAUUAGAGGAUGGAGACAACAUGGAGGAUGACAACAUUGAAAGUGAUGAAGUGGAGAGUGAUUCUGAAGGUGACUCUGCUGGAGAUGAUAGCCUGGAUACCAGUACAACCAGCGAGACUUCGAUAUCAGAGACAAGAGUUUCUGGGCUGACGUCAGGUGUCCCCGUGGAAACCAGUGCCAAAGAGAGGCUGCAGCAGAUGAUUCAGCAGCACAGGGCCGCAGUUGCCGCCGCGGCAGGAACACAGCAGAGCAUUCCGCUGGGUCGGAGUUGGUCCAGUCAGGGAAAUGAAGUUAUGUCAGGUCACAAGCCUGGAAAUGACAAUUUGACGGGUCAAAGGUCAGAGGUCAAGUUAAUGAACUCUAGCAACCCUUCUCUGUCCACCCGGGUGGUCAUGACAGAGAGGCAGUACUAUGACAUUGUGAACCCUGGAAAACCUUCACCCCAGACUGUCUUGGCAAAUGCACUGCCAUCUGGUGAAGGUCUGGAGAUGCAGUAUAAUGUGUAUAUCCCACAGAGUGCAGGUGGGACAAAUUAUCAGAAAAUUGAAAAAACUUUUUUGAAAUAUGAGAAUGACUCUGUGAACAGUAUGGGGAACUCUGAACAUUUAAUAAGUCAGCCCACUGCUGCAGGAGGACUUGACAGUGGGGAGAAAGCUGCCGAGAAAUUGCUCACAAGUUCAGUGGAAACAUUACCAGAUAAAACUGUGAAAGUCACAAUUCAAGUUGCUCAAAAACCAGGAAGUGGGGGGAGUGGCAGAAGCACACCCAACACAAUCAGGCAGGACUCCUCUAACACAAUCAGACAAGACUCCAGUUCUUCAUUACCAGAGUCCAAUCUUGACACCACAUAUGCUGUGUCAGAGUCUCAGAUCACAGAGAUCCUGCCUGCAGCCGGUAAGGACCCUAAAGCUUCAAGGCCGGUGGACCACAAAAACAUGACACCAGAAAUGCUCAGCGAGCGAAUUACUCAGCUUAUGGCGGCCAAUCAGGAGAUUGUUAACCAACCAAUGGUGGAAGGGCCACGCCCAAAGAUAUCCCGACAAAAUAGUGUGUCUAAAAGUGGGGGGUCCACCCCCCUGGGGUCUAGUUCCCCCAGGGUGUUACAGCUGCAGGGAGGGGCUCAUCCUCUCUCAGUGUCUACUUCCAGUCAGAUGGCUGGAGCGGGCUCCCCCAGGGUGGUCCACAUACAGCCAGGGACACACCCCCUAGGUCUGAAUACACCAACUCACAUUCCACCUUCCUCAAACGGCACCACGGCACCCAGUGCCCCAUUAGCUAAACCUCCCACUGGAAACCCUCCCCAAACCCUGGAACCACAUCAUUUUUUAGGGGUGGGCGGGGCCUUGGGGCGACCUCCGGACAAACUGGGUCAACCUGACCCUCAAGGCAAGCAUUCUCAUGGAGCGCCCAGUUUGCUGGAUCCUCAACAGAUACAGCAGAACCUCCUCCAGACUAUGGAGACUGCAGGCAGGAGUGGCGCUGAGACACACACAUCUGAUGUUCUCUCCACAACGCCACAGGAGAUCAAAAUUCAGAUUAAACUGGGGAAAUCUGUGGUAUCCUGCCAAUCAGGAGGGGGCGUGGUGUCAACCAACCAAUCAGGAGGAUGCAUGGUGUCAGCCAACCAAUCAGAAGGGACCAAUGUAGUGAUUAGUCAGGUGGGAGGAAGGGUGUCUUCAUUAUCCGAGUGUCAAUCAACAGUUCUUCCUUCUGCGAGUGUGUAUUUAACCAAGCAGGCAGCAGGAUCCCCAUCUCUCCUAAGCUCAAUGAUAGCUCAGCCAGGAUUGGUCACUCCUGCUCUGUUACAGACAGCCAAGAGUGCACUAGGACAGGGUCAAGGUCAAAAUAUGAAUACUGAAGCCCAAGGUCAUUUCAUGGCUGAAUCGUGUCAAAGUCAAGUGAUGACCCAGAUUCAGGUUACUCCAGAUUCACUAAGGAAAGGUCAGAUGACAAAACCACAAGUUAUAUGCUCCAGCCAUGUUCAAGGUCAUGUGUCAGAGCAGCAUCGCCCAGUUUCAGUCGCUGUCAGUGUGAGUUCUACUAAUAAUUCCGACUCUGUAGUCACCAGUGGUGGUGGUGGUGGUGGUGGUGUUAUGAGUCCAGACCCCUCACAGGGGAGUGUUAUCAAGGACCUUCUUCUCAAGGGCAGGAACACGGCGGCCCAUUGGGUGGCGUCCAGCAUACGGCAGAGUGGUACCACAGUGCCAGUCCAGCCAUUGGGGGAGGACGUGACCAGCAGUGGAGUACACACCCCUCUGGACAGCUUUGGGCCCUAUCACUGCACAGGCUGCAACACUUCAUUCCGUAAGCCAGAGACCCUGGCCAUGCACCGAGGCAACUACUGCACAGGUGCCAGCAUGCCCCAAGAUGGCGGCAUUCCUGGGAGCAUGGGACUUGUGAGUUUGGGAGAACAAGGGAGAGAUGCCACUCUUGCCUCUGAACAGAGGGUGGCCAGAGAAAGGGCAAUAAUUCAACGGUUUUUUCCAGAAAUUACUCCAACUCAGGGCAUCGUACCCCCUGUGUCUACCUCGGCACCUGCAGCAUCAGCCACCAGUACCACAGCAGUGCCAUCUGGUGAGGAUUCUGGUGUUGCCGAUGGAAGUGCACCCAGGAAAAAGGGAAGACCUAAAGGUUCUAAGAAUAAACCAAAGGACAAGGAUGGAAAUAAAAUAAAUGGGCCAUUACAGAUAUCAGUGGCUCCCUCUAGUGGCGGGUGUGGUGUGAAUCUGAUUGGGCAGUCCUGUGUUCAAGGUGAAGGUCAGGGAUGUGUUAUAAAGUCGGUGGACACUACAGGUGUCACAGCUACAAUAGCGCGCCAGGAUUCCAAAGAAGGGACACGUCCUCCGCCGCUUAAUAUAGCACUGGCACAGGUUGCAAGGGAUGCUGGGAUAGCAAGUAACACAAGCUCUCCUGUUACACCCAACACGGGAGAAGGGACUCCGCAAGCUCUGUGGAAGCUUAGGUUGAAGGGAAAACUUUUAAUGCGAAGGUCGAUGAGUGUUGAAAGAAUGCUAUCACAAGAAGGUGAUAAAAGUGCCAAUAAUACUCCAACACCAACCAAAGUUGUCAGUACCUUGACAUGUCCACUGCCACCUGAGGCACCAAAGAUACAUGCAGUGUCAUCUUUAAUGGGACAUGGUUCAAAAACCCUUCCAUUGUCAUUUUCUUCUGAUUCAGUAACUUCAGACGGUAACAAGGGCAAUACUAGUGACAAUACAAGAUUAACUAAGGUCAUAGAACAUAGCCGCAGUAAACAUUGCCCAGGGACUGACAGCAGAGAUGAUUCUAUUACAGACUCCAUUCUGGUCAGUGCAGGUCCACUGUCUUCACAGAGACGGAGACUGAACAGUGUGUCCCAGGUGGCCAGUCCCAUGAUUCCUCUGGCUCAGGCAGGGCUCAUGCCCCUCCGUGCUGGACGGUUAGUACAGGGCGGUGAGAGCACUUCUGUGAGAUCUGUCUCUUCAUCUCCUAACAUGAGUUCUUUAAACAUUGCGACAAAUAGCGGCAACCAGUUGUCGUUUCCUGCACUUCCUCUAACGACGCCUGUGGCUCAUCCCCCAUUGCUACCCCAAGCUAUGAUGAUGCCGCCUAUAGGCCGUGCACGAUGGCGCCCUGAUUCAGCAACAGCAGAAUUACAUUCUCUGUCUCCAGGAGCCGCUGCAGGUCAGAGGUCACAGGUGACAGGUCAGAAGUCACCAAUUACAGGUCAAAGGUCACCUGUGAAGAUUUCUAACGCGGGCACCCCAGUUACUCCUACUACCCCAGUGACAGGUCAGAUGUCACCAGUAGAGGGCACCACAUCAGGUCAGAGGUCAGUGAUAAGGUCACCAACAGAGGGCACCUGUGGAGAAGACAGCCCCAAGAAGUCAUCUCCACAGGCUGCUAACUUACUUCUUGUGUUACUGGGUCACAGUUACCCCAGUCUGCGGGCAGACACACACACCAGCUUCUGCUGCGUACAGCGACCACAACCAAUGUACGUGAAACAGGGACAUAAGAAAAUAUCCAUGUACUCCAACUGGCAGACGGCCUCCAUCAAUCCUAUCCCUGCAGGCCUCACUACUGCUCAAAUGCUUGCUUUAUAUGACUCACGUCAGUGGAUUAUCUCCACUCCGACUUUCAUGAUAUCUGCACUGUCAGAACCAAAGAAGGGGUUGCUAACACAUUCCAGUUACUGGAACUUCUACAGCAAGCAGAGAGAGGGGAUGACACAACAGGUGGAGACACUGUCACAGCACAGUCAACUGACUCCACAAACCAUAGAUACACAUAAAACUCAGCCUGAAAACCAGGGGGAGACACUUCAGCAAGAUAAGCUGGUAAAGGCUGUGACUGCUGAUACUCCUAUGAAGAGAAAUGGAGAUUUGGACACUGGUAGAGAUUCCACUGGUGAUACAGUUGAAAUUAAGAUGGAGGUCACCACACCUGUCAAGUCAGAGACGUCAGAGUCCUCAUCACAAAGCCUCAGUAGUGGACAUUCUGGGCAUUCUGGUGACCUUGACAUGACCCUGACCCCUGCUAGCUCCAACAAGUCAUUCACUGGUGGCUACGUGUCCAAGGAGGAGUAUGUGUACAUCCGGGGAAGAGGCAGAGGGAAAUAUGUGUGCGAAGAAUGCGGAAUUCGCUGCAAGAAACCCAGCAUGCUGAAGAAGCAUAUUCGGACGCACACAGAUUUCCGUCCCUAUCACUGCCGCCAUUGCAACUUCUCGUUCAAGACCAAGGGGAACCUGACCAAACACAUGAAGUCUAAGACACACCAUAAGAAGUGCAUGGAGCUGGGCAUUGUCCCUGUCCCGGUCACCGUGGACGACUCGCAGAUUGACCCCAGGGCACUGGCCAAACAGAUUGAGAUUUCCAAAGAAAGUAAAAUCAUUGAAGAGGAGAACGGUUCAGAUGAGGACGGUACAGACAAUGACGAGGAGGAUGAGAGCGACGAGGAGGAGGAAGAUGAGGACUCCAGUGAUUGCGAUGGUCUCCUCAUUGAUGAGGAGCGUGAGGAUGAGGAUGUGCGAGGAAGACAGCAUGAGAGGAAGAUGGGAGUAGUGAAGAGGCCACGGAAGAGAGUGGAAUCUGAGAGUAGCGUGGGGAGUACGCCCAAAUAUGUCAAGCUGUCUCCAGGAAUAGCCAUGAAAGUAUCCACUAGUGAAUCUAAAAGGAGAAGUAGUGCUCAAAAAGCUCUGAAAUUUGAGAAGUCAGAAGAUGAGGGCAGCAGCCAUUCAAGGUUGGGAACAGUGUAUGGCUUCCAUCGUCAGCCGUCUGUUGUACGCCCUGAAAACACUGGAGACAAAUCAACAGACCCUGGGACUGGCCAGCGGACGGACAUUGAUGCAGAGGUUGCCAAGAGCCUGCUGGACCUCUCCAAUCAGGGGUCAGUGUCCAGAGUGGUCCAUAUCCAGGGAAAUCACCAGGGAGUGGGGGCAGAGGGUGAUCUGACGGCAUCGCAGAGUGACAUCAUGGCGUCGCAGAGUGACCUCGCGGCGUCGCAGAGUGACCAAAAUGUGCCAGAAGUGGACAUUGACAACAGACACGACCGUCUGUGUGGACGCAGUGGUGCGGUCAGUCUGCAGCUGUCCCAUGCCUCCUCCUCACAGCCCGCGCCCCAGGGGGCCGCCAUGGUGGACACGUAUCGUAUACGCGCCAUUCAUCAAUACGACGGAGAGAGGUCGUUUAUGACAACAUCGGAGGGAGGAGUGGUGGAGAGACGGCGCCGGGGACAGAAGAGAAAGGAUCUAGAGGGUGCCGGUGGAAGUCCACAAAAGAGCCCCCACAGACGGCCUGUUCCCCCCAGCAACCUGCCCCUCCACACAGUGCAGCAAAGCAGUGGCAGUGACCUGGCCCUGAUGUCUGGGUUUGCACCUCCCAUCUACCCAUACGGACUGGAAUCGCCAGUAACCCCAGGAGACGGUUCUUCUUACAAGUUCAUCCCCGUCCCCCUGCCGAGUCCGGUGGUCAGUUCCAGGAGUCCACUCCGCACUGGGGGUUCUGGACAUCAGCUAUAUCCUUAUCAUGCCUCAGCGUUUUCUUUGUCUUCCUCUGUGGGCAGUUGUCCAGUGCCCAGUAACAGUGUAGGUCAAGGUCAACAGGUGUCCAGUUCGCUGACCACUAUACAUCAUCCUGUGUCCACAAUGGCCACACACAGCGGGAGACUUCUCCACAGUAAUCAUUUGGUUUCUACAGGAAAGCUGGGUCAUGGUGCGGUUGUUAUCCCAGCCACCACGUCAAACAACUUGCCUCCCAGCAUGCAACAGUUGGUCCACGUGGCGGUUUCUCAGAAGUUAUUGUCACAGUUCGCUCCAGGUUCCGCCAUGGCACAAACACUGGAUGACAGCGGAACGCGGACGGGAGAUGCAGGAACACAUGACCUGGGAUCACACGACCAGCCCAUUGACCUCAGCAUGCACGAUGAGAAGAAAUCAUCUGUGCAGAAGUUACAGACAAUGGUUUCAGACAUAGCGGUGGUGGCAACAUCACCUCUUUCACCAACAUUGAACCCAGAGAGGCAACCUUCUGAGAGCAAGGCCAAGUGUCAGACUUCAUCGUCACAGGUCACCUAUGUGAGUGGAGACAACAAGGCCCCCUACGAGAUAGUGCCCAUCCCUGGUCAAGUCAUUGAUAACUCUGACUCCUUGGUUGAUGGUAAAUAUGUGUGCGCUGUUUGUAACAAGAGCUUUCCACAGCAACACCAGCUGACCCUACACAAGAACAUCCACGCCAUAGAGCGCCCACACAAAUGUGACGACUGCUCUAUCUCCUUCCGCACCUUGGGUCACCUUCAGAAACACCAAAGGUCAGAGAGUCACCACAAGUCUCACUCCAUUAACAGGCAAUUUGGUACCCCGACGACCGAUAACCCACGCCCCUUCAGGUGUGAGGACUGUAAUAUAGCCUUCCGCAUCCACGGCCAUCUUGCCAAACAUCUGCGCUCCAAAGCUCAUAUUGCCAGUCUGGAAAGGCUUGCCAAGAUUCCGCCGGGGGCCCUGGUGCUACUGGAGAAGAACGAUCUCAGCCUGAUAGAUGCCACAGAUGGGCAGACGUCAUUGGAGAGCAUUCAACAAAUGUUGAGUGAGCACGAAGAGGGCGCCAGAGGAACUGGUGUCCAGUCUUUGGUCAAACAGGGGCCGAGUGGCACGCCUACCUCCCAGUGGUCGACUCCUCAUUGCCAAGGCUCAUCUCUUAAUGUAUCCACAUCCUUACCUCAACCUAUCCCAGCAACCCACAGCCAGCAUAUCCCAUCAUCCUCUGCUCAGUUUCUCCAGACCCAUACUAUCCCACAAUCCCAUGUUUGGCAUAAUCCCUCCAGUACAGUCCAACAUGUCCCCGCGUCCUUCCCACCCCAGCCCCUCCUGGUACAGACAACACAGGGAGCACCAGCCACAAGAACUCUGCCUCAGCAUGUGAACUCCGCCCCAGUUUACGAGAAUGUUCAGUCACAGGGAAUCACAACUACAGCAAUGGCGAGGCAAGGGUCAGCUGAGAGCCAGCAGGUGGCGCCAGAGGUGCUGGAGCAGCGCAGUCCCCAGAGUGACUCCAGAGAAGAUGGUCUCGUGUUUGCAUUCUGUGGCAGGGAGGGCUAUAGGCCGAACCCUCUCAAGUCCAACGCCAAUGUCAGCGUGGAAAUCAAGAGUGAGCCAAUAGAAAUGCAUGAUAUAAAGACUCAGGAGGCUGGCUAUGGUGACCGGCACCACUCCGAAUCCUGCGUCUUGAAGUGUCAGCUUUGUGGGAAGGAGUGCAUCGGUCAGGAGAGUCUGCGCUAUCACUUAGUGGAAAGUCACCAUGCAGGUGCCCCAAGACAAGCUGGUCCCUUGCCAGUGUCAGCGCCAUCUGCUGGGUCAUCAAUGGCAGCAGGCACCCCACUGAGAGAAUGUAACAUUUGUUACCAGACGUUUGGAAGCAUUUCUGCUCUCAAGGUGAACAAUUAAAAUGGAGAUUAUUUUAAAUGUUUAUUAGUGUUAUCAUAUACAUGUGCCUACAUAUAUUAUCUAUUGUUUAUUAUCUACAGCAGAAGUAC